GACGUGAGUGAGCGGAAAGUUUCCUUUGAGUGAGCGAGUAGAGGAUAUGGGAGGAGUUGACGUCUCCUGAAAACAUACUGUUGCUCUCUCUGAAAUGUUACUUAAUGUAACACCGACUCAGUGCAGUGGGAAUGUCUACUAGAGAGACUGUCACUUUAUUUACAAACAUGGACAGAAGCCUCGUUUAGGUGUGUCCUUCGUCACUACCGAUAUCUUUAACCCUGUUUGGGAUUUAUUUGGAAUAUUUGGAGACUUGAAGCCAUUGUCUAGAUGGAAGAAGAAGAGGCGCCGCUACUGACGAGCAGCAUUAAGCGGAGCUCAGGUGAUUAUGGAUCUCACGAUGAAGGUCAACAUGAUCAACAUGAAGAAUCACCAGGAUCAAGGCGACUGUCUUAUUCAGCUACUGACGACUCGUACCAUGUGCACGAGGAUGCAGAUGCAGACCUCUAUAUCCAGCAAGCCGCUGUAUUUAUUGAAGAUGCAAUUCAGUAUCGAUCCAUUAAUCACAGGGUAGAUUCUGGGUCCUUACGGUUGUAUAGAUGUUAUUAUUCCAAAAUAUGUCAGUGGGCAUUGGGGUUCACGAUUGCUGUUGUACUGGCACUGGCUUUCAUUGAGAGACCCUCCUCUCUGACUUACACCUCGGACAUUCGUUUCAAACCCAAACCCUGGGAGCCACCCUGUGGACUGACGGAGGGGAUCGAGAUGGUCUGCCUUUGUAUCUUCAUCUUAGAUUUCACUGUGAAGAGUUAUCUGAUAGGAUGGGAGGAGUUUCGUAUGAACAAAUGGCUGAUUGGUUAUGUAGUAGUGAUUACAGCAUCAGUUAUUGAUUGGAUGUUGAGUGUUAGCAUGCUGUGCAAUGAGAAUUUAAGAGUCAGGAGACUAAUUCGACCAUUUUUCCUCUUGCAAAACUCUUCCCUUAUGAAGAAAACUCUAAAAUGUAUCAAAAGGACUCUUCCAGAAAUAGCAAGUGUUAUCCUGCUUUUGGCAUUACACAUCUGCUUAUUCACCAUGAUUGGAAUGCUGAUCUUUUCCAAAUCAGAUGACCCUAAGAAGAAUGGAGAAUGGGAAACCUACUUCAAAAACAUGCCAAAGGCCCUGUCUUCUCUGCUAGUGCUGCUAACAACAGCCAAUAACCCAGACGUCAUGAUUCCAGCAUACUCUCUGAACCGUGCCUAUUCUAUCUUCUUUAUACUCUUUAGUGUGUUUGGAACAUAUUUGUUAAUGAAUCUAAUGACGGCAAUUAUUUAUAACCAGUUCAGGGGAUAUUUACUGAUGUCGAUUCAGACGUCUAUAAUCAGGAGGCGUCUGGGUAUUCGGGCUGCAUUCGAGGUGCUGUGUUGUCCAGGCCGAGGGCACACCAGCACUCAGUCUGAAGGCCAUGUGGAGCAAGUGGCGGUGAACAUGUUUCUGCAGGUCAUGGAUAGAGUCCACAUGAAGUCUUACUGCAGACAGGCUAUCAUUAAGGCGGCUCAGGAAUUCCCAGAUGGCUUCAUUAAUGGCGAGACCUUCCAGAGGCUUUUUACUGAGCUGGAUAAAGAUUUUAUGAAAGAGCAUCCACCAAAACCGGAGUACAGUUCUCCUAUCCUGCAGCAGAUCCAGUAUAUGUUCGGUCACUUUUAUAUUGUUGUACUGGGGAACGUUGUCGCUCUUGCAAAUGUCAUUUGUAUUUGUACUGUCUUGGUUCUGAAUUCAGAGAAAUCUGCCUCAGAGAAAAAUAACUUCUAUAUGGAGAUCCUGAACUGUAUUUUCAUCCUCUACUAUUUAAUUGAGAUGCUGCUGAAAAUAGUGGCUUUUGGUUGGAAAGGUUACCUGUCUUACAGGAAUAACAUUUUUGAUGGAUUCCUCACUGUUCUUCUUCUGGCAAUUCAGAUCGCCAUAUUCAUCACCUACAGGAUUCCAAAUGAGGACAUGGAUCCGGAUCAAGGACGUGUGAUAGUUUUGUGGGAGAUGGUGCGACUGGUCAACAUGUUGAUUGUUUUCCGUUUCCUCAGGAUCAUUCCAGAAAUCAAGUUGAUGGCCGUGGUGGCCAGCACUCUUGUGGACCUGGUGAAAAACUUACGGGCAUUUGCUGGCAUUCUACUGGUGGUGUACUAUGUGUUUGCAGUUCUUGGCAUCUGGCUUUUCAAGGGAGCCAUAACACCUCCAUUAAACAUGAGUCUAAUCUCCAACUACAGCAUAGAAAACAAAACGGAUGGCCCCUUCAGCAUGGAUUGUGGCACUUUUGAACAGCUGGAGUACUGGCCCAACAACUUCGAUGAUUUCGCUUCCUCUCUGGUUCUGCUCUAUAACAUCAUGGUAGUGAAUAACUGGCACGUUUUCACGGAUGCAUACAGCAGAUACACUACAGAGUGGUCCUUAGUGUACUUUGUGGCCUGGUGGUUGACAUCUUCAGUCAUGUGGGUCAACCUAUUUGUGGCACUCAUUUUGGAGAACUUCACCUAUAAGUGGGACCGCAGCAAUGCUCUCUCUGUCGAGGAUGUGGAGAGAAUUGCCUAUCAAAGCACUGUACAGCUUAUUUUCAGAGAGCAUGUCCAAGAGCCAACAGAAGAAGAGUUACUAACUCAACUUCAACAACAUCCUCAUCUGCACCUCUCCCGGUGACCCUAAACUCACCCCCCUCACCUCCAAACUCACAGGACGCCUUUAAUUCAUAAUUACACCAAAACACCCAGAAUCCUUCACGACUGCAUCUUGUCUGUGUAGGCCUUAUGUUUACAUAUCCAUCCAUUUUGGAGGGCCUGUUUCCCAUUAUAGGAGCUGUGUUGCUUCAGGUCAGCCUGGGAAAGGAUGUAUGUGUUUUUAACAGAGCGUCACACAGUUAAUGUUUGGAGGAACUUUGAUUUAUAAAGAGGCUUUAGCUCAAGUCACUCCUGCUGCUGGAGUCCCAGAGUUUUUAUUGUAUGUUGAAGACAACCUGUAAAUUACAGUAGUGUUCAUGACCUAAUGUCUGGAAGGAAUUCAUUCUUUAUUUCUUUUUUUUUCUUUUUUGAGAAACCAAACACAUUUUUUCCUGAAUUUUAUGAUAUUAAUAUUUUUAUUUAUUUUUGUAAGCCUACUACAAUCACCAAAAAAAAAGAAAAGAAAAAAAAAAUCUAUAGAUUGUUUUAAAAAUAGUGGAAACAAAGGGACAUAACUCAUUACGGUGUUAAAUAUUUUUAGCUGUUUUAUUAAUUUGUAGAUUCUGUAUUUUUGACUGUGCCAUUAUGUUUGUUCAGUGCUUUUAUUUAUAUUAGAUUUUACUGUAUAUUUUACAGAAAUCGGUAUGGGUAAAUCUCUCAAAAACUGUUAAGAAAUGUUUUCAGAUCAUAUUUCACCCACCAAAAAAUAAACUAGGAAGGGAAAUUGAUUAAUUUUACUGUAAUGUGAUAUGAUAUGGGCAGACUGGUUAGAGAUGACAGAAAGGCAACAGUAACUCAAACACUCGUUACAACCAAGGUAUGCAGAAUACCAUCUCUGAAUGCACAACACGUCGAACCCUGAAGGAGAUGGUCUGGAGCAGCAGAAGACCACACCUGGGGGGCCGCUCCUGUCAGCUAAGAACAGGAAACGGAGACUACAAUUACAACAGACCUGUUUAAAGUUUGCCAAUGAACAUCUUAAUGAUUCUCGGCUUGGGAGAAAGUGCUGUGGUCAGAUGAGACCAAAAAUUAGUUCUUUGCCAUUAACUCGACUUUUCGUGUUUGGAGGGAGAGAAAUGCUGACUUUGACCCCAAGAACACCAUCCCUGCAGUCAAGCAAGGGUCAAAUGGAUGGGGCCAUGUACUGUUAAAUCUUGGAUGAGAACCUCCUUCCCUCAGCCAGAACAAUGAAGAUGGGCCAUGGAUAGUCUUCAAGGAUUACAAUGACCCUAAACAUACCACCAAGGCAACGAAGGAGUGAAUCAUGAAGAAGCACAUUAAGGUCAUGGAGUGGUCUAGCCGGACCUCAAUCCUAUAGAAAAUCUGUGGAAGGAGCUGAAACUUACCAAAUGACAACCAAGAAACCUUAAGGAUUUAGAGAGAAUCUGGAAAGAGGAGUGAACCAAAAUCCCUCUUGAGAUGCGUGCAAUCCUGGUGACAAAAAAAAAAAGAAGAAAAAAACGUCUUAACUCUGUGCUUGCCAACAAGGGUUUCUGCACCAAGUACUACAGUAAGUUAUGUUUUGCUCGGGGAUCAAAUACUUAUUUCACUCACUGAAAUGCAAAUAAAUUUCUAACCUUC
This is a messenger RNA of Carassius auratus (goldfish), 4199 nucleotides long. RefSeq names its product two pore calcium channel protein 2-like. Gene Ontology annotation, cellular component: lysosomal membrane. The coding region runs from base 271 to 2601 and encodes 776 amino acids. Gene Ontology annotation, molecular function: voltage-gated channel activity; intracellularly phosphatidylinositol-3,5-bisphosphate-gated monatomic cation channel activity; ligand-gated sodium channel activity. Gene Ontology annotation, biological process: monoatomic ion transport; calcium-mediated signaling; transmembrane transport. The transcript has 25 exons. The record is from RefSeq and is a predicted model, not a curated record. Lineage: Eukaryota; Metazoa; Chordata; Actinopteri; Cypriniformes; Cyprinidae.